This is a messenger RNA of Scleropages formosus (Asian bonytongue), 820 nucleotides long. RefSeq names its product ORM1-like protein 1. The record is from RefSeq and is a predicted model, not a curated record. The coding region runs from base 105 to 566 and encodes 153 amino acids. Gene Ontology annotation, cellular component: endoplasmic reticulum membrane. The transcript is spliced from 4 exons. Lineage: Eukaryota; Metazoa; Chordata; Actinopteri; Osteoglossiformes; Osteoglossidae.
GACCUAAGAACGGCGGCCGGAGGCGCGAUCGGCUUCGCGGCGUCCAGACACGUCGGCGGGCGGGCGACACGGUGUAAAAGGACGCAGAUUCAUAAAGGUUCGACAUGAACGUGGGUGUAGCUCACAGCGAGGUGAACCCCAACACUCAGGUGAUGAACAGCCGGGGGAUGUGGCUGACUUACACCCUCGGAGUCGCACUUCUCCACGUGGUGCUGCUGAGUAUCCCUUUCUUCAGCGUUCCCGUUGUGUGGACCCUCACUAACGUGAUACACAACGCGGGCAUGUAUGUGUUCCUGCACGCAGUAAAAGGAACUCCUUUCGAGACACCUGAUCAGGGAAAAGCCAGGCUGCUGACACACUGGGAGCAGUUGGACUAUGGUGUGCAGUUUACAUCUUCCAGAAAGUUCUUCACCAUCUCGCCAAUAAUCCUAUACUUUCUUGCAAGUUUCUACACAAAGUAUAACAUGGUGCACUUUGUAAUAAACACCUGUUCUCUUCUGACCGUGCUCAUCCCCAAAUUACCGCAGCUGCAUGGAGUUCGGGUCUUAGGCAUUAACAAGUAUUGAAACUGAAGAGCAGCCACCAGUGCCAUAAAUUACCAUAAAUCACUUUACGUAAAGCGAGGUAAACCGAUAACUUGCUGACCUUUGUACCCUAGUAGUGUGUGCAAAUCAGAUUUGUAAAGAAUGCACAAUUGUCACUUUCAUCAUGGAAAUGGUAUUUUAAGAAAGACCACGUGUGCAUUAACUUUUGUAACUAUUUGAUGUUUGGCGAGUGAGGUGUGUUGGUGCAGUGGGUUUGACUGGGUCCUGCUCUCCGG